AACAUAUAACAAAAAUAGAGAGAGAAAAACACAAGAGUGAGAGAGAGAAAUCACUUUACCACUUUUAUAUGCUGCACGCAAUCCAUCCACAGCAGAGAACACAAGGAGGAGGACAAGAGAAAGAAAGUAAAGCUUUUCUCUUUUUGUACUGUGCACAUCACUACUUCAACAAUAACAACAUAGUUAUGAGUUUUUGAAACCAUUUAUUUUGUUACAUUACAUAACAAGAAGAGAGAGAAAAACAUCAAAAAAAGACAAUAGUGUUGUGUUGUGUUUGAGGAAAAAAGGAAGAAAGAAACAUUGUUCAAGUAUGAAGAAGAAGAAUGAAUGAGAUGAAGGCUAUGCCCUUACCUUUUGAAGAAUACAUAGGAAAAGGUGUGUUAGAUUUAGGUUCAAGUGUUGUUGCUUCUUCAGAUUCAUAUUUGUUUUCACAACAGCAAGAGCAGUUUUUGCAAAGGUGGAGGGAAAAUUGUUGCUAUGCGGGCAUUGAGCCCAAUUCUGUUGUUGUUUUUGACCUCAAAAAACCAAAUCAACAAACCACCCCUACUUCAUCCUCAACACUGUCUUCCUCACACGGUAGCGCCGGAGGCGGCGCUUCUACCGAUAGCACCACCGGCGCCGCGGCCAAAGAUAAAAACAUACCACAAGUUGAAGGUAAAAGAUGUGGAAUGGAGGAUUGGGAGAGUGUGUUAUCUGAAUCACCAAGUCAAGAUCAAGAUCAUUCAAUAUUGAAAUUGAUUAUGGAAGAUAUUGAAGAUGCAUCUAUGGGAUUAAGCAAGCUUUUACAAGUUGGAACUAGUAAUUCUCAUUCUCAACAAGAUGUUGAAUUCAAUGGUUUUAGUUUUAUGGAUCAACAAAGUUCUGUGCUUGACCCUAUUUCUUCAAAUGGUAACAACAAUAACUUUGUAACUAGCAUUGAUUCUUCUUCUGUUGUUGCUACUACUGCUACUGAUUUCCCUUUUGGUAGCAGAGGGAUGAAUCAAAUUCAAAACCCUAAUUUCAGUUCUUCACAAGUUUCAAUUUCUCAUGGUGGUUUGUUUCAUCAGCAUCAACAACAAUCAAUUGGGUCUCUUGAUCAGAAGCUACCUCAUCAGUUUGUUAUGAACCAAAACCAAGCUCAGUUUAUGCCUAACCCUAGUUUGGUUUUUCCUUUCACAUACUCACAGCAGCAAGAAAACCAAGAGAUUCAGCUUCAGCCUCCAGCUAAAAGACUCAAUUGUGGAACAAAUUAUGAAAUUCCGAAGAUACCCUUCUUGGAUUCGGGUCAAGAGAUGUUUCUUAGGAGGCAACAACAGCAUCAGCAGCAGCAACAUCAGCAGCAGCUUCAACUGCUUCCUCACCAUCUGCAGCAGAGGCCAAUGGCACCUAAGCAGAAAAUGGGGAACCCUGGAAGCGGUGGCGGCGAAGAUGUGUCGGCUCAUCAGUUUCAGCAGGCUAUAAUUGAUCAGCUUUUCAAGGCUGCAGAACUUAUAGACGCCGGUAAUCCGGAACACGCGCAAGGGAUAUUGGCGCGGCUCAAUCACCAAAUUUCUCCUAUGGGGAAGCCUUUUCAAAGGGCUGCUUUUUAUUUUAAGGAGGCAUUGCAAUUGCUUCUUCAAUCAAAUGUUAACAACAGCAACAACAACAGCUUUUCACCAACUAGCCUCUUGCUCAAGAUUGGUGCUUAUAAAUCAUUCUCAGAAAUCUCACCUGUUCUGCAGUUUGCAAAUUUCACUUCCAACCAAGCAUUGCUUGAAGCUGUGGAAGGUUUUGAUCGAAUUCAUAUAAUAGAUUUUGAUAUUGGUUUUGGUGGACAAUGGUCUUCAUUUAUGCAGGAGUUAGCACUCAGGAAUGGUGGUGCACCUGCCCUCAAGAUCACUGCAUUUGUUUCGCCCUCACACCACGACGAAAUCGAGCUCAGUUUCACUAACGAGAAUCUGAUGCAAUAUGCUGGUGAAAUUAACAUGUCAUUUGAGCUCGAGAUUCUGACACUUGAGUCUCUGAAUUCUGUUUCAUGGCCGCAGCCACUACGCGAUUGUGAAGCAGUUGUGGUUAACUUGCCUAUUUGCUCUUUCUCAAAUUACCCAUCGUACCUGCCUUUAGUGCUUCGAUUUGUGAAGCAGCUCAUGCCUAAAAUUGUCGUAACAUUGGACAGGAGUUGUGAUCGAACGGAUGCACCGUUUCCUCAGCAUAUGGUUUUUGCACUCCAGUCUUAUUCUGGUUUGCUUGAAUCACUUGAUGCUGUUAGUGUCAAUGUCCACCCAGAUGUACUUCAGAUGAUCGAGAAAUACUAUCUUCAACCGGCAAUUGAGAAGCUUGUUUUGGGCCGUUUGCGUUCGCAGGAUAGAACACUUCCUUGGAAAAACCUACUAUUGUCCUCAGGGUUCUCGCCGUUGACGUUUAGUAACUUCACAGAGUCGCAGGCAGAGUGUUUGGUGCAGAGGAUUCCUGGUAGGGGAUUCCAUGUGGAGAAGAAGCAGAAUUCGCUUGUCUUGUGUUGGCAAAGGAAGGAUCUCAUCUCGGUUUCAACUUGGAGAUGCUGAGAGAGUGAAGGGAACAAUCUUGCAAAGGUGCUUCAUAACUUAUAUUACUGUUUCUAUUGAUCUUUUUUUUCUUGAAUUUGCCUUGACUUAUGAUUCAAUGCUAAUUUGUCUAUGUUUAGGUUUUGUUAUUUCCACUUAUGAUGGAAUUAAACAUAUUAUGUACUGUCUUAAUUAGCAACUGAAUGGCAAUUUAUGAGCUCUUUCAUGUGUAGUGAUUUGUUUUGCUUUGA
Medicago truncatula (barrel medic) is the source of this 2752-nucleotide messenger RNA. RefSeq names its product scarecrow-like protein 6. The transcript has 2 exons. The coding region runs from base 324 to 2522 and encodes 732 amino acids. Lineage: Eukaryota; Viridiplantae; Streptophyta; Magnoliopsida; Fabales; Fabaceae. The record is from RefSeq and is a predicted model, not a curated record.